AUCGUAUGCAUAGAUAGGGCCGAGUAUUCGUUCACUAAUAGGGAUGGAUCUGGAUUAUUUGGUCGGGAUUGAUCUGGAUUAGAACAAGUCUAUCUCAUUAGGUUUGCAGGAUGGAUCUGGAUAUGCGGUCUCCAUCGAUCCAUGAACAAGUAAGUCCAUCUCAUCUCAAAAACUCUUGCGUUCAAUCGUGGGCUCAACUGAACGCUUGGUUGGCUGCUCCUCCUUUCUGUUCUGGGAGUGGGAGCUACAUAAAACGUGGGCAGUUUUACGGCAUUUCAAGGGCGGGGUUUGACUGAAAUGAAACUGUGGAGGCUUCCUGUUUCCUCACUACUCUUGCUUCUUCUUCCGCUGCUCUCUUUUCUCUCCCUGGGACGGGGUGAAGAAAGAAAGGGAUGAUGAGAUGAACGACCUGUCGUGGAGGGGCCGCGAUGGCAGGGAAGCCUCGUUCUGGUCGACCAUCCCCAGGGCGGCCACCUGCACGCUCCUCUUCCUCUUCGCCCUCGGCGUCUCCGUCUUCGCAUUCGUCCUCUUCGCCGUCCACAACGCACUCUUUCUCCUCAUCCUCCUCGCGCUCUCUGCCCUCCUCCUCGCCCUUCUCUUUUGGAACGCCUGGAACUGGAGGCAUCGCGCCCUUUCCUUCUUUCUCUCCCGCCUUCCCGAUUCCGCUCUCGCCACAGCCGCAGAGGGACACUUCGUCAAGGUCACCGGGGUAGCUACGUGUGGGAGUGUGGCGCUUGAAUCUUCAUAUGAGAAGGCAGCCAGGUGCGUGUACACCUCUACAAGCUUGUACGAGUACGGAGGGCUCGCUUCCUUGUUUAAUGGUGGUUGGUCCAUUUGGAGGUUAGCAUACUCAGAGAGAUUCGUUACAGAUUUCUAUAUAACAGAUAGGAUCUCUGGUUUGAGAGCCACAGUAAGAGCUGGAUUUGGUUCCAAAGUUUUGCCAUUGAUUGAUGAAAACGUUCUGGUUAACACCAAAAGCAAGAGUCAGCCCUUGUCACCAUAUCUGAAGAGUUGGCUAGCAGAGAGAAAUCUAGAGGAUGGAGCGUGCUUGUUAUGCUUAGAGGAAGGGUACAUAGAAGAAGGAAAGAGAGUAUGUGUAAUGGGAGUUCUGAAAAGGUCCGAAGAUGGCAUUGCAAUAGUUGAACCACCUGAGUCUGUCCCUACUGGAUGCCAAUGGGGAAGACUGCUUUUUCCUCUGGAAAUUGAUGGAUUAAUCUUGAGUUCCACUUAAAACAGUGAUUCAAGAAAGCGUCUGCUGGCCAACAUAAUUAAUGGCUGGUGGGCAGGCCUAAAAGCCGUUUGAAGGAAUCAUAUCAGGGAAAAUUCUUCUCGUAAAAUUCCUAAAGGCUUCACAACGUCUGAUUUCUCCUCUGCAUCAAACUGUUGUCCGCGGUUUGUCCAGCGUGAACACCGAGUUUCUACAUGUACAACAGAGACAAGGCUGAUCCGUUUCACAAUGAAACGGAUUUCCUCGAUGCGCUGCCUUGACAACGGCCCACCGAAGGACGAUCGUGGUCAAGUUACUGAACUUGGAGACCUGACAGGAGUUUGAUAUUUGGUUUCUUGUCUAGAGGGAGGGGCGAUUGGUUGCUGGUUGAACUUCUAUUGUUGCUCUGAAUCAUAAUUGAUUGUUUGGAUCUUUCUCUCUCUC
Nymphaea colorata (pocket water lily) is the source of this 1651-nucleotide messenger RNA. RefSeq lists its product as uncharacterized. The record is from RefSeq and is a predicted model, not a curated record. Lineage: Eukaryota; Viridiplantae; Streptophyta; Magnoliopsida; Nymphaeales; Nymphaeaceae. The coding region runs from base 401 to 1231 and encodes 276 amino acids. The transcript has 4 exons.